UACAGACUCCUCCUCUAUUGUAUUUUGGUAACUCUUUUGUCUUUCAUUUUACUUUUUUUUAAAGAUUGUUUUUCUCCUUUGGGAAUGGAAGAUGGAGGUAUCAGGGAUAUAGAUAUUCGUGCUACGUCUUCUUUGAAUGCAAGUGCUAGUGCUAUUCAUGGUAGACUGAAUCAUAUAGGAGGCUAUGGGGGGUGGUGCCCUGAUCAGCAGCCGUAUUAUAAUGGUACAGGUCCUAUCCAUAAGGAGUUUAUUCAAGUCGAAUUUCCCAGGCCCUUUCGAAUUAAAGGCAUAAUAACACAGCACCGUGCUCGAGGUGUGGAAGGGAUUCGGAAGUUCUUGGUUUCGUACAGACAAGAUCAAGAAAACAAUGAAAAGUAUGCUUGGUUGUAUGAUGGAAGAUCACAAGUCAAGGUAAGUCAUUUCAAGGACCUUCAUAAGGAUGUUUUUCACGAGCAGCCUUAGCUCGCUAAUCAAUAACGAUACUUCUAUUCAUCGAUGCUCUUAAAGAACGAUACUUUCGCAACGGUCAAAUUUCAGAGAUUGCACGGAAAUUAACCUCUAAGAUCGAUGGAGUUCCUUCAGUCUUUAGUUGGAGUGGAUUUCUGAAGUAAUGCUAUUGCCACGGAUAUCAAACUGUUUUCUCAUCGGUGAUUUUGCGGCUAAUUUUCAGGACCGGAGUCGGUGACUUUCCAUGUGUUCGACAUUUUAGCGUGACAACGACUAGGGGCCGCUUUCCAUUCGACCAAAAUUUUCGAGAUUUCCGGUCUGAAAUCGAAUGGAACGGGAAAAGUUCCGGUUUAAGUUUUCGAAAAUUUAGGAAUACGUUUUGAGUGUGCCCUCUUGGAUGGAAUUUCCGGAAUUAUCGGAACGUGUGUAUUCCAUUCGCGACGGAAGUCGGUUUUAGUCUUCCUGUCGAACCUGAGUUCAAGUGGAUGAAUGGGAACAACAACAACUCGCACGUUUCCCUAGUCAUCCGGAAGUGGUUCUCAUACUUCCCCGACAAAUAGACAAGAAUUGUAACUUCGAAGAACCCAUCAACGUGAUUGAAUGUUCUCCGCAUAAAGCAGGCAAUUGCAGCCAGAAGUAUUGGAAUGUCGUUGCUGUCGAGAAUGGUACAGCUCAUCAUCCCAGAGUAAAUGUUUGAAAAGCCCGCCAUUUUGAAACACAACAAAGUCCACCCAACAUUCCCUGUGACCUCAAAAUAUGGGAUGCAUUCCAUUCGACCACAGGCAGCCCAAGCUUCAGCUGUGAGAUAAUCAUCUUGCGCAAUAUCAGUCACGACGGAAUUAUAAGAGUUUGUAUGGGAAUAUUUAUGACCGCUCUAAGGAAUAAAAAAAUACGUCAAAUUCUCAAUAAAAAUACCUCACCUUACUUCCACAGCAUAUCACUUGUUAUCUGACCGCUUACGUUGAUAAAAAGAACCCAUUUUAGCGAGUUCUCCAUUUCGAGGUUUUCUUGUUACGUACGUAGAAAACGAAAAUUCCGAACAUUUUGAACCGGUGAUUUUCGUUGAAUGGAAAGCGCCCUUUCCUAACAGCUGACUCGAAUGAGUAGUUGGUCACAUGAGACAAUCAAUCUCUUGCCUCCCCUGUUAUUUGCAAGUACCGUGGUAAUGUUAAGGUCUUGACUAGCGUUUUUUGGCUUUUUUUAAUGUUUUUUCGUUUGUUCUUUUAUCUUGUUUGUUGCUUAUUUGAUUUUUGCAGUUUAAAGGCACACAGUGUCUUUGCUACUUUGUCCCAGUGAUUAGGUUAACCAUUUUAUAUUUUCAUAUUUCAGAAAGCAAGGUUGAGAGGAACAGGUUUUUUCUGAGAACAAAAAUAAUAGCAAAUUUCAAAUCAAAUUGAUGGUAUCGCGUUUCAUGACGAGCUUGAAUCCUUUUAUGCAAAUGACUCUAGGCGAGCUUCUAUCUCCGCAUAAGCUCAUUUGCAUAGUAACCAGAUACUUCACACAGGUGACCUCCGAAUGAUAAACCAGCGAGGUGUGAAUUAGUUACACGGAUGCGUCUUUCUCCGGAGGCGUCAAUCAAUUGUGCAUUUACUUAUACAGCCUAUCAGGAAUGCGCAGAAUCGCCUAAAAGUAUUAUUAACCUUUGGCAUUUUAAAACUCGCGUUCAAAUUAAGAACUUCUUUUCAGAGUACCCUUGUGUAAGCAUCAGGUGAAUGGACUCACACCGAAAUACGGGUAUUCUAAGCACCCAAGCAUCUCGAUUGUUUACAGGUAAUGAACCUUUGGCGUUUCAAAACUCGCGUUCAACUUCAAAACUUCUUUUCAUAGUACCCUUGUAAAGACCAGGUGAAACGGAUUCACACCAAAAUGCGGGUGUUCUAAGCACCCAGGCAUCUUAGUUGUUUACGGUAGCUGCUUGAAAUGCCGCACUGCGGCAUUUCAAGGCGCGAGAUUUAUCGUGCGUCAUCGUAUAGCUCUAGACAGAAAUCAUCAGGCACACGACCUUACCUUAACGCCAAAUUGGUCAGGCCAGCGAGUAGAAUUUCUUUCUCGCGAAGUAACACACAGUUAAGACCUUACCUUAAGGAAAGAACGAUAACACUUUUUUUGCCGAUACCGCCGUACCUUCGUAUGGAAAUAUGGUGGGAUUAAGUUCCUGCGCUUACCUGACGUUUGGGACUUAUUAACUGAAAUAUUAUUUCAUACUUAAAGAGCUCCUUAGCAUAGACGCCAGAAAUGUAUUAUCAAAAUAUCAACCCAAUCGUUUCAAGUGUUAAAUGAUACUCCUGUAUCUCCAGAACAUAAUGCAGUCGAAAUCUCUCUCGAAAACAAGGCCCUCCCCGAGCAGCACACUUGAGGGAAAAGACCAUAUCUACGCGUGCCGAUGUAUUAUUCUCUGACAUGGUUUGAUGCUACUCUAGUUUACAGAUUUAAUGAAUGUAACCGAAGAAGUUACAAUUCAGAGACUCAACCUUUCGACACUUUGGGGCAUAUUUUUGCCAAACUUAAGGAUCCUGUCGAAUCGACGCCAUUUAUUCUAUUCCUUGUGAUGACUGUGACAACAUGAAUACAUCGGACAGACCAAACGUCAGUUUGGUACACGUUUGAAAGAACAUCAAAAAGCGAUUUCCUUUUGCAAAAAGGAGAAUUCAGCUUUAUCGGAGCACACAUGCCUAACUAGCCAUACAAUUGGGUAGGAUAAUUCUAAAUUAUCACCACCAAUCGGCAUUACCACCAGUGCCUUUGUUUGGAAGCUUGGCAUAUAAACUCCGCCCACGCUCCUUUAAAUCGUGACGAUGGCGGCUUAUUUCCUGACGCCUAUUUACACCUCGUCAGAAAAAAAAGGCAGCUAAUUAGUGAUCAUAUAAAAGGACCUCUUGUUGCAGCGUUUAGAUCACCCCUGAUGAAUGCACAAGACAGGAGUGUCGAAACGUUUGGUCUAUGAAUUGUAACUUCUUCGGUUACAUCCAUUAAAUCUGUAAACCAGAGUAGCAUCAAACCAUGUCUGAUUGUCCACCUGGUUGCCGCGUGAACUUUAAUAUAAUGUAUUAUUCUCUAUUUAAUCAAAUGAGUUGAUAAUGUGAAUUGGCGUCCGUAAGGAGAUUUUAAGGCUGACGUUUCGAGCGUUGGCCCUUCGUUAGAGCGAAUCCUUUCAUAACAACUUUACUACCUACCGUGAAAGUCAUGAAACAACGACUGUUAUCGAAUCGGGUGUAAGGUUUCAGAAAUAGUAAAUGUCACUUGAGUAAUAUCACCGGAUAUUUCCCGGUGUAACUGAGACCUCGUAGGUCUCGAGAUGUAUUUAGAAAAAUUUAUUUGUGAGCAAGCGAAAAUGUUGGGGAUUUGCUAACAUCAUGCACUGUUGUUGUAUAUGUCUCAGUUCUUUCAAGGAAAUAGCCUGUCGGAGUUGAAACCUCCACUUGUAGCAGACCGAAUAAGAAUUAUACCUGAAAUAUCUCCUCGCAGACAGGUGUGCCUCAGGUUUGAGCUUCUUGGCUGUCAAAUUGAAGGCGGUAAGCUUUUUACUUCCAUUAAAUAA
This is a messenger RNA of Pocillopora meandrina, 3985 nucleotides long. NCBI's taxonomy places the organism in Eukaryota, Metazoa, Cnidaria, Anthozoa, Scleractinia, Pocilloporidae. The record is from the annotation of a GenBank genome assembly.